AUGGCGUCCUUUUUACGAGCCAAACAGAGCGGUGUUGCGACCGACCUGUCUGCCGGGCUGCUACCAGGGAGUUUUAACCCUGACGAGCUGGCCAGAUAUGGGAUCAACUCCCAGGUUAGGUACGCUCCUCCCCUUCUUUUUUUUUUUUUUUUUUGUUUCCCAUCCCUUCAUCUCGUCGGCCAGAAGACAAAUCUAACGGGAUAUGUUUGGGGGAUAAUCAGUUGUUUAGCCUACGACCCGACCCGAUCCCUCCUCGCGGUCGGCACAUCCCCAUCGACCUUUUCUCCCAGGGGGAAAAUCUACGUCUUUGGUCGUGACCGCGUCCAUCGGAUCCUCCAACCUCCCAAUCCCUCCGGGGGGGUUUCCUAUCGACAGCUCGCCUUUGUGAAUCAUUCGUUGGUGUCACUUGAUUCGAACAACGAGGUUGCCUUGUGGGAUUUGGAGACUUGCACCCAGACGUCAAAGUACAGUUACGUUAAAGUUUCUAGUUUGGUCACUGAUCCUGCUCUUGACUGGGCUUUUGUUGGGUCGGCGUCUUCUUCGGGGGAUGUGCAAGUUUAUGACCUUGACCGAGCGAGGCCGGUGCCGUUCCGGUUGGGGAAUUUGGCGAAGGAGGUUUACCCGAGGGAGAUGAUUGGGGAUCGGGCGGGGGUGGCGGCUAUGGCGAUGCAUCCGAGGGAUAUCGGGAAGCUGGCUGUGGGGUAUGCCGGGGGGGUGGUGGGGGCCUAUAGUUUUAAGAUGGGGGCCGCGCAGAGGUGGUAUGAAUCCGCCGCCGGCUGGGGCCCCGAUGAUGAUGAGGGGAAUGGGGUGAUGGUUUUUUGGGAUGUGAAGGAGGGGAGGGUGGUUGGGGUGAGGGAUGUUUAUGGGUCGUUGGAUGAUCUGGAGGGGGAUAGGAGGGAUAGGGUGCCGUUGGGGAGGGUGAAGUGGGCUUGUAAGGGGAACAAUCCGGAUGAUACUGGGUUGGUGGUGCAGGGGGGGUGGUAUAGGGGGGAGCAGCAGAGCGGGAAGAGGGGGAUAAGUUUUCUUGAUUUGGGGCCUACGCCGGUUUAUGCAACGAGUUCGUGGGAGGUUUUGGGGGGGUACGUCAAGGGGAGGGGGGAGAGGGUGGUGAUGGAGAUGCCGCCGGGCGCAGAGGUGGUGGAUUAUGUGUUGAUCCCUAGACAGAGUCCGUAUUUUGAUGGGGCGCAGGAUCCGCUUGCGGUUAUGGCCAUGUUGAGCUCUGGGGAGUUGAUUACUAUGAGUUUCCCGUCCGGGUGGGCGAUCAGUCCGACGAACAUGCUGCAUCCGAGCUUGUCGUUUGUGCACCCGUUUGUGCAGAGGAUUGGGGUGGCGAGUGUGGGGAGGGAGAGGUGGUUGGGGAUGGUGGAAAAGAGGAGCCAGGGGGAGGCGAUACUGAAGGGGGGGAAGGGGGGCAAUACGAGGAGGAAGAUGGUGGAUGUGAGGAAUGUGAUUUUGGUGGCGCACGCGGAUAGCACGGUGAGGAUUUGGGAUGUCGGGUUUGCGGACGAGGUUGAGAACCCGGGGCAGUUGCAGGUUGAUGUGGCGAGGGCGGUGGGGAGGUUGGACGAGGUUGAGAACCCGGGGCAGUUGCAGGUUGAUGUGGCGAGGGCGGUGGGGAGGUUUGAGGAUGUGAGUGUCAGUGAGGUGCAUAUGGCCGAGGGGACGGGGGAGUUUGCCGCGGGGACGAAGACGGGGGAGGUGGUGGUUUACAAGUGGGGGGUUAAUAAGUUUCAUGGGAGGGAUGCGACGACGGCGCUGGAUCCAAAGCCUGGAGGACUGACGGAUAUCAGUACGAGGGCUGAGCCUUCACUCAAAGAGGGUCUUCAACCCUUUGUGCUCUACGAGAUGGCACAAGGUCCCAUCUCGGCGCUUUGCGUCUCAGACGUAGGGUUCAUCGCAGUCGGAUCAGAAGGAGGACACUUCAGCAUAAUCGACCUCCGCGGCCCAUCCGUCAUCUACACCUCCCCAGUGACCGAGUUCAUCACCCAAGAAAAGAAGUCCUUCUCCCUCAAGAAAUCCUCCUCCUCCCACAACAAGUUGGAAUUCCCCACGGCUAUUUCCUUUGGCGUCAUGACACUCGAAGGAGACAGCUACUCCUCCAUCUGCUGCUUCGUCGGCACAAACCUAGGCCACAUUGCGACGUUCCGCCUCUUGCCGUCAGGGCAAUCUUACACGGCAAAACCCGCCGGCUUCAUCAAGACCUCAGCCGACAGGGUCAUUUCCCUCAGCCCGAUCAACUCGGAAACUGGCUCCCCGGCCACAGCAACGGGGCAGUCGGUCGCUGGUUUGAGGUCAAACGUCCAAACCCCCGGCGUUUUAGUCGCCGUAACCCAAUCCGAAAUCCGGAUUUUCAAACCCUCCACCAACAAGGGCGCGUCCAAAUCUUUUGACGACCAGCUUUGCGACUCUGCCAGAGUCAUCCACCCGCCUAAUCUCCCACCGUCGGUUGUCUGUCUGUUCGGUGACCGCACCACAAGGGCGUAUUCCAUCCCGUCGCUCAAAGAAGUCGGCCGCGCAAGUUUGUCCAUGCUGGACCCCUCCCGGACGCUGUCGUGCGUGAUAUCAAAAACGGGAGAGCUGAUAGCGUGGAACGGACCGUCUGAGAUUGCAGUCAUGCCCGUUUAUGGGAGCGGUAAAGGGCUCCCUGUGUCGACGGAUAGUUUGAUUUCGCCCGAGAGGACACUACCCCCCAGACCGACGAUUUCGAAUCUUCAGUGGAUCUCGGGGACGCAAUAUGUCAGUCCGACGGAUUUGGAUUUGUUGAUCGGGGGGGAGGGGAGGCCGCCUUCGAAGAGGGUGGUGAGGGCUGAGGAGGUGGAGCGUGCUGCUGCUGGUGGUGGCGGGUACGGCGGGAGCCGUAGCCAGCAACAACAAGAGGGCUGGGGAGAUUAUUUGGUCAGGCAGGUGAAUGAGAGGACGGAGAAGCUCAGCUUUGUGGACGAUGCGAUGAUGAAGCUGCAGGAGGCGAGCAGCGGGUGGGCGGAGGAUGUCAACAAUACGGUCAAGGAGCAGAAGAGGGGGUUGUUACUGGGGGGGUUGAAGAAGAGUUUCUUUUGA
This is a messenger RNA of Podospora anserina S mat+, 3057 nucleotides long. RefSeq lists its product as uncharacterized. Gene Ontology annotation, molecular function: myosin II binding; syntaxin binding; GTPase activator activity. Gene Ontology annotation, biological process: establishment of cell polarity; regulation of protein secretion; regulation of exocytosis. The transcript is spliced from 2 exons. The record is from RefSeq and is a predicted model, not a curated record. Bases 1 to 3057 code for a protein of 1018 amino acids. Gene Ontology annotation, cellular component: plasma membrane; cytoplasm. Lineage: Eukaryota; Fungi; Ascomycota; Sordariomycetes; Sordariales; Podosporaceae.